Messenger RNA from Haemonchus placei, 603 nucleotides. The record is from the annotation of a GenBank genome assembly. NCBI's taxonomy places the organism in Eukaryota, Metazoa, Nematoda, Chromadorea, Rhabditida, Trichostrongylidae.
AUGGAAUGUGUUGUAUCACAAGUGUUCUUCCUCACUCCUCUGUUGAUCAAUCUUUGCUCGAGUGUGAACGACGAAGAAAACGCUGGCGUUGCCCGUCGAUUAGACGAGCGUCGGAGUGGCAACAUUAUCGUUGAAACGAAUUUUCGGCUUUACGCCUAUACAAGUUCUAGCCUUCAGCUAGCCAUUUUGUCUACGUUCACCGAGAUGACGUACAGAUUUCACGAUAUGUCCGUUGGAGUUCUCACAAGAGAAUCUGUUAGGAGGGCUUUGCAGGUUGGAAUUACCGCUUCUCAGAUAAUUUCGUUUCUUCGAUCAAACGCCCAUCCACAAUGCAUCGCUACAGGAGGUCCACUGAACUGCUUACCUGUUACGGUUGCGGAUCAGAUUCGGUUAUGGGAAGAUGAACGGCGUCGACUGACCUUCACUGAUGCGACGCUGUAUUCUACAUUUGAGGGCGAUUCAGAAUUUAUAGGUGUUCGUGAUUUUUCUAUGAGGGAAGGUAUCCUAUUGUGGGCAGACAGCGAUAAGAAGCUGGUGAUAGUAUCAGAUGAAGGUCAUGAAAAAGUGCGCGGAUGGUGGAAAGCCAACAAAGCUGCCAUGUAA